AUGGCCAGCAAUACACCGGAAAAUUCCCCAUUUCCCAUGAAAGGCGGCUGCGCCUGCGGCCUCAUCCGCUACCGCCUCGAAACCCAGCCCCUUAUCAUCCACUGCUGCCACUGCACCUCCUGCCAACGCGAGACCGGCACCGCGUUUGCCCUAAACGCAGUCAUCGAAGCUACAAGGGUCACGCUCUUUCCCUCAUCCACACCAACCGUCCCUGCUUCUGCGGAAAGCCCCGCGAAACCAGCCGGCCCGACAAUCACCCAUGAAAACCCAGAUCAGAUAAUUGAGCCAGAAAUGGUCCUCACGCCCUCUGAAUCAGGCAAGGGACAGAAUAUUGCGCGCUGUCCUAAGUGCCGCGUAGCGAUCUGGUCGAAUUAUGCGGGGGCGGGGCCGAUUUGUCGGUUUGUGAGGGUGGGGACGCUGGAUGAGGCGUGGAUGGUUGGGCCGGAUGUGCAUAUCUACACGAGGAGUAAGAGGGAAUUUGUGAGGUUAGAAGAUGGAGUACCGCAGUUUAGGGAGUUUUAUCCCCGGGAGGAGGUGUGGAGGAAGGAGAGUUUGGAGAGGUGGGCGGCGAUUUGGCCGGAGGUUAAGAGGUAUAAGGAGGGGUUGACUUGA
This is a messenger RNA of Aspergillus lentulus, 612 nucleotides long. RefSeq names its product GFA family protein. Lineage: Eukaryota; Fungi; Ascomycota; Eurotiomycetes; Eurotiales; Aspergillaceae. The record is from RefSeq and is a predicted model, not a curated record. Gene Ontology annotation, molecular function: carbon-sulfur lyase activity.